Molecule: messenger RNA, 1158 nt
Organism: Bicyclus anynana (squinting bush brown)
Lineage: Eukaryota; Metazoa; Arthropoda; Insecta; Lepidoptera; Nymphalidae
Gene: stet
Exons: 6
Coding region: 715-1158 (147 amino acids)
Source: RefSeq, a predicted model, not a curated record
CACAGGAUGAAGGCAUUCACUAAGAGAUAUCACGGAACCGCAAUUACGGUAUUUUGUACGUGUAUGCAGUGCGCCAAGAUCCAACCUCAUUAAUUAUUUCAAUGCACUCAUGAGACCCUUAGGGGAUUUAUACCACGCAUGCGCCAGAAUCUGGACGCCAUUCUCACUUUCAAUGCAACACGGCAUGUUUUGACGUAUAGCGUAUUCUUUAAUGCUCGCCGCAACCAUAAACUUAAUGAGUUCUUGACACGAAAUGUCGUUUUACAAAUUUUUGGAAAUGCAGUACAGUGUGGAUUUGCCCUUAUGAUAGUGAUUCAACGAAUAGAUAACGGCGCACCAGUCGCUAAGGAGAGCUUAUUAGAACAACGUGCCUUAUUAUCAUCUAUAGUCUAUAACCGUCUUUCGCCACUAUCCAUCGAAGUCAAAAAGUCCAAAAAAAAACUGUCCCACUCAGUAAUUUUUCGGUCCAAAUCUGUCCAAAACUUACCAUUUCCAUAAUUUAAAAGUUUUUCGAUAAAUUUUACAAUAUACACGUGUAUAAUGGGGACUUGAGGGUGUUUGGAAAUAUGUUCCACAUUUGAAAAAAAGACUUAUUUUAAAAUUUAAAUAUCGAACAUCGAAGUGCUGUGUAUAUGUUUUUUUUUUUAAUUUAUUUAAAGCCCUAGAUACCAGAUCUUAAAGGCCUAUGUAUAUGUGUGUGCCAGUGUUGUCAUCAUGUCGGUCUGGGUACAGGGCAGUGGCGACGGGGCCCGCGCGCCGUCCGUCACUGUCCUGUCCGCUAACACGUCAAUGGAGUCCGGGAUUGAGGCCGGGGUCCUCCCGACCGUCACGGGGUCUCUCGCCUCGGCCAGGGACUCGUUGGGCUCGCUGUCGAGAGCAGCGGAGCCCCUCUACGAUACAGAUCAUACAGAUCUCGGUUCAGAGUUGGACGAGGCGGAGAUUCGGCGGGAGUUGAUGCACGAUAAAUGGCGCCUCCUAUUUGAUAGGUUCGAUCCCGAAGGCUUUGGCGAGAUUCCGUGGCCAGACUUCCUACAGACCCUGCAGCAUCCAGAUUUUAUAGCACAGGUGCCACCACACAAACGUGAGAUACUGUUAGAUAAAGCUCGAAGUGCUACGAGUGCAGCUAUUACCUUUCAAGAGUUUGUGAAUGUGAUAUAG